Mesoplodon densirostris (Blainville's beaked whale) is the source of this 13863-nucleotide messenger RNA. It is a transcript of the gene PHTF2, whose product is annotated as putative homeodomain transcription factor 2. The record is from RefSeq and is a predicted model, not a curated record. NCBI's taxonomy places the organism in Eukaryota, Metazoa, Chordata, Mammalia, Artiodactyla, Ziphiidae. The transcript has 27 exons. Gene Ontology annotation, cellular component: endoplasmic reticulum. Bases 231 to 2474 code for a protein of 747 amino acids.
AGUCAGCGCGCGGAGACUGCAGGCUCCGGCGCAAAAUCCUGCGGGAGAGGGGGUGGGGCGACGGCUCUGGAGGCAGCGCGCCCGCGGGUUGCUUCGUUGUGGCUCGUCAGGCUCCCGUGGCGACGGCGGCGUUUGCCUCGGUGUCUCCCGCGCGCACUCCAGCCGCCUCCUAGCGGCGCGGCGCCCUUUCCUACGCCUAAAAUGACGAAUGUGUGAUCUCAGUGGAAUAAAUGGCGUCCAAAGUCACAGAUGCUAUAGUGUGGUAUCAAAAGAAGAUUGGAGCAUAUGAUCAACAAAUAUGGGAAAAAUCUGUUGAACAAAGAGAAAUCAAGGGGUUAAGGAAUAAACCAAAGAAAACAGCACAUGUGAAACCAGAUCUCAUAGAUGUCGAUCUUGUAAGAGGGUCUGCAUUUGCUAAGGCAAAACCUGAAAGUCCAUGGACUUCUCUGACUAGAAAGGGAAUUGUUCGUGUUGUAUUUUUUCCCUUUUUCUUCCGGUGGUGGUUACAAGUAACAUCAAAAGUCAUCUUUUUCUGGCUUCUAGUCCUUUAUCUUCUUCAAGUUGCCGCAAUAGUAUUAUUCUGUUCCGCUUCUAGCCCACAUAGCAUACCUCUGACGGAAGUGAUUGGGCCGAUAUGGCUGAUGCUGCUCCUGGGAACUGUGCACUGCCAGAUUGUUUCAACGAGAACACCUAAACCUCCGCUAAGUACAGGAGGUAAAAGAAGAAGGAAAUUAAGAAAAGCAGCCCAUUUGGAAGUACAUAGGGAAGGAGAUGGUUCUAGUACCACAGAUAACACACAGGAGGGAGCGUUUCAGAGCCACGGUACAAGCACCGCUUACAGUGUUGGCGCUGUCUUCAGAGAUCUCUGGCAUGCUGCUUUCUUUUUAUCAGGAUCAAAGAAAGCAAAGAAUUCAAUUGAUAAAUCAACUGAGACUGACAAUGGCUAUGUAUCCCUUGAUGGGAAAAAGACUGUUAAAAGCAGCGAAGAUGGAGUACAAAGCCAUGAACUUCAGUGUGAAACUCUUCGGCCAGAAGAGGCAACCUGGAACACAGGAACACUGAGGAACAUUCCCAGCAAAGAUACCCAGAGGACAGUAACAAAUGUCUCUGAUGAAGUCUCCAGUGAAGAAGGUCCAGAGACAGGAUACCCACUGCGCCGUCAUGCAGACAGGACUUCCGAGAGCAUUCUUCGGAAUAGAAAGCCACACCAUUAUAAGAAACAUUACCCUAAUGAGGAUGCCCCUAAAUCGGGUACUAGUUGCAGCUCUCGCUGUUCAAGUUCCAGACAGGAUUCUGAGAGCACAAGGCCAGAAUCUGAAACAGAAGAUGUAUUAUGGGAAGACUUGUUACAUUGUGCAGAAUGCCGAUCAUCUUGUACCAGUGAGACAGAUGUGGAAAAUCCUCAAAUUAAUCCAUGUGUGAAAAAAGAAUAUAGAGACGACCCUUUUCAUCAGAGUCAUUUACCCUGGCUCCAUAGUUCCCACCCGGGAUUAGAAAAAAUAAGUGCUAUUGUAUGGGAAGGCAAUGACUGCAAGAAAGCAGACAUGUCUGUACUUGAAAUCAGUGGAAUGAUAAUGAACAGAGUAAACAGCCAUAUACCAGGAAUAGGAUACCAGAUUUUUGGAAAUGCAAUCUCUCUAAUCCUGGGUUUAACUCCAUUUGUUUUCCGACUCUCCCAAGCUACAGACUUGGAUCAACUCACAGCACAUUCUGCUUCAGAACUUUAUGUGAUUGCAUUUGGUUCUAAUGAAGAUGUCAUAGUUCUUUCUAUGGUUAUAAUAAGUUUUGUGGUUCGUGUGUCUCUUGUGUGGAUUUUCUUUUUUUUGCUCUGUGUAGCAGAAAGAACUUAUAAACAGCGAUUACUUUUUGCAAAACUCUUUGGACAUUUAACAUCGGCAAGGAGGGCUCGAAAAUCUGAGGUUCCCCAUUUCCGAUUGAAGAAAGUACAGAAUAUAAAAAUGUGGCUCUCUCUCCGGUCCUAUCUUAAGCGUCGAGGUCCUCAGCGAUCAGUUGAUGUCAUAGUUUCAUCUGCUUUCUUAUUAACUAUCUCAGUUGUAUUUAUCUGUUGUGCCCAGUUGCUUCAUGUACAUGAGAUCUUCCUUGAUUGUCACUACAAUUGGGAACUGGUAAUCUGGUGCAUCUCGUUAACACUUUUUCUCCUAAGAUUUGUUACCCUUGGAUCAGAAACAAGUAAAAAAUAUAGCAAUACCUCAAUAUUACUUACUGAACAGAUAAACCUCUACUUGAAAAUGGAGAAGAAACCUAACAAAAAGGAGGAACUGACACUAGUGAAUAAUGUUUUAAAACUGGCUACUAAACUGCUAAAGGAAUUGGACAGUCCCUUUAGAUUAUAUGGGCUUACAAUGAAUCCACUGCUUUAUAACAUCACCCAGGUUGUCAUCCUGUCAGCUGUUUCUGGUGUUAUCAGUGACUUACUUGGAUUUAAUUUAAAGCUUUGGAAGAUUAAAUCAUGACAAUUCAGAGAAAAGAAGAUGUAGCCUCUUUUCCAGAAUAAGAGUACCAACUAAGCUGCCUGAAAGCAGUCGCUGACUCUUUGCUUCAGGAGUCUCAGCUGGGAAAUUGAAGUGUUUACAUCAGACUGUCCUGUGCAAUUCUUAUAUUUAUUUCACUUUGUUCACUGUUUUUUACAUUUAUUUUAGUCUUUAUAUUUUAUUUUUAGCUUUGAUGUACUUACUUGUUGAAAGGGUGAUAAAACUGAUAUCCAGAUACUUGAGAUCCUGGUAAUUGCUCGUAAAUAAUGACAAAAUAACAAAUCGUGAGAAGAGAAGCCAUUGCUGAGCACUGUUUCUCCGUCAAUGCUGUGACUUGCCUUACUUGAGGAAAACUUCUUUAACUUUAUAGCCUAGCAUUGGACUCAGCUAAACACCUAAAGCAUUUUCUUCAGUAAAUCAAGAUCCAGUCAGGGUUUCUUUUGAAUUAUUUUGGAACAAUGCCAGGAUCUAAAUUGAUUAAGCUGCAGUUUAAGCACCCUUCAGUAUUAAUAUAUAUGGUAUUACACAACAGGUCAACAAGUGCUCUUUGAUGAUAAAACUCUUAAUAGAGCAAUAAUUGUAAAUGGUUACCAUACUGUAAGAUAUUUUGAUAAAACUUAACUAGUAAUAAUUGUAUUUAUUUGAAACACUGGGCUGUUUGCACAGCUCCAACUGUGCAUGCUCAAAAUGUGCACUUUUUAAAAUUGUUACUUUUAAUGCGUAUCUUUAUAUGGGAUAUGUUAUAGUGUACUAGGGCAUGAUAUGGUAUCCUUUUGAGUGAGGUAUAUGCUCAUCUCACAAGUGAAGUGCCUAUUGAUAUUACUAAAGUACAUUAAGUUUACUCAAGUAAAAUAAUUUUCUCCCUAUGGUACACUAUAGUGUAUGCUAUUCAUACCACACGCAAAUGAACAACUUAAGAAUAAGGUUAAGAACCAAUUAAAUAUUCUUCUGAUUGUUAGUUGUAAAACUGUAUCUGAAUUUUCAGGAAAAAUACCUAUAGCUUGCAAAUUCUACCUUCUAAACUUAGUCUGGUACAUCUCCCCCUCAACCCCCAAUUAUAUAAGGGCUAUUUUAGACGCUUUUAACCUAGAAAGUUAACCCCCUCCCCCCUAAAUAAUUUGCCAAGUUUCCAAAUGAGAACUUAUCCUGUUGGCAUGUUAGGUAAAUAGGGCGAAUAUGAUGGUAUCUUACAUUGGGCCUUGAUUUUAAGUUGUUAUGUUUGUACAAUCAAGAAAUUUUAGGAGUUACGUGAAACAUGAAAUGUUUUAGCAAACUUUUUUUUUUUUAAACUGGGUAUCUAGUUUCUAAAAGAAUUUAUUUGAGACAGUCUAGAAUUUUCUUGGUGCAAGGUGUAUCAUGUUGAAUAUCCUCACAUUUUUUACCAUGUUUUUGGGAAUUUAAAAUAAUUAAUUGUAAAUUAUUUAUUUGAUUGGUGCAGUUCUAAUCCCCAAAUCAUCAUCUUAAGGUCAGGAAUGUGUAGAGAACAGAGCCAUAUCGUAAUAUCACUUUGCUCUCACCAUUCCUUUUGAUCAGCCUCAAUUCAGCCAUAUUUUCUUUCUGUAGAAAACAACAAAAGUAUUUUGUUUUAUUUGCCUGUGUUCUAAUAUGUUUAAUAAUGACCAAAGUGCAUUCUGAGUUUUUUCAAGGAAUGUAUUACUGGAGCUUUAAGAACAUACUUAUUUUCUCCUGUGAAAAAUUAGGCUUUGUCUGAUAUGUUUCUUCUUCCUCUACUGUCUAAUGUUGAGGUUGUUUCUAGGAAUUAUAUUUUAUAAACUUUUUCAAAAUAAGGUACAUACCUAUACAGAACUUAACAUUUUGCACAGAAUAUAUCGAAUAUAUUUUGAAAAAAAAAAAAGUACAGCAUGAGUUCUGUUAGGAAUAAAAAUGAAACUAUUGUAUCUCACAGAAAAACUUAUUUCAGAAUGGAAAUAUUUUUGAGAAAAGUAGCUGAGUAAACUGAUUUAGGAAGAUGCUUGUUUUUGAUCGAAGUUCAUUUUAACUUAGAGUUGGGAGUUGAUUUAUUGAGUACAGUGUACCUCUCAACAACGUAUUAAUAUGUUGAAUUAUGUCACUAAUGUGGGCAGCAGUAGAAUACUGAAAGGAAAAAGUUGUCAUUUUAAGUAAUUUCAGAACAUUAAUGGAAAUGUUUGCAAAGCAGAAAAAUUGACAUUGCUGCCUUUAAGAGUACAAUGAAUGUAAGAAAUUGAAAGAAAUUGUAACAUAUCACAUAAUAUAGAAAAGGCAGUUCGAAGAUAGAAUUGUGGCAGAUGUUGUGUGUUAACUGUUGUUUCUUUGCCACACGUGUCAUAUUUGAAAGUUUGAACAGCAAGUUUAAAAUAAAACAUUCUAUGACUGACAGUAUUAAACUAGAAGUGCUUUCUUUUUUUCUAAUUUUCAAGUCAUGCACAUGUCUAUGAUAAUUUUAUAUUUACUGUAGCAUAAACUUUAGGUAUAACUGUUAGAUUUGAGAGGAGUGGGUAUACAUUUUUAAAAACUUUCCAGCAUUUCAGUUUUUGUUGAUUCUCAGAACAUGAAAGAAGAAUAUGUGUGCAGGCUUUUCAUCACCAAAAUGCUAUGACAUCAUUAAUGUUUGUUUGCUUGUUUGUUUGUAUUUAAAAACAGAAAACUGGCUGUAGCCUGGGAUAUUAAAAUUAAUUGCCAGAAGGAUAUUGGUGUUUUUAAUCAAGUGAUUUUGCACGUGAAUUCAGCACGAGAGAUUAUGGCCAAUAAUAACAUGGAGUAGCCCAAAUCAUCUGCAGUAUGAUAAGGAUCAUGGGUUCUGGAAUCAGGCAGAGCUGGGAUUCUUUGUGGCAUGUGUAUGGCCUUGGGCAAGUUACUUAACCUCCCUAAGCCUCAUCUGUAAAAUGAGGUGGAGAACUGCUGCUGGAGCCGAAAAUGGUUCCUGUGACUAUAAAAUUAGAGAACCGUCUGUGUGAUCGGCAGGGACCUGGUCCACCACCCUCCUAUGCAGCAAAACAUCAAUUUAUUUGUCCUCAAUCAAACUAAAUCUGGCAUUGAGCACCUACUCAGAAGACUAUCAAGAAUUCAAUAUGUUAUAUUUGGAGGAGCUUCGCCUCCCUAGAUUGACACAAAAUCCAGGGGAUUCAGCUACUACCUGGAAAAGAUGGAAGUGGCCUGGUCCUUAUUCUCUGGUGGUAGCUAUCCCUCCAUCCUGAUUCUUCUUCCUGGCCAACACUUCCUGUGUCUGUUGGGCAUGGAUGCUCCAGCCAGCUCAGAGAUGCUCCCCACAGAGGUCCUCCCCCCGCUGACCCCAGGCUCAGCUUCAAGAUCUUCACCUCUGCUUCAAGGCCUCGGAUAUUAGUGCCCAUCUCCUUCCACAGAUGCCUCACAGCUGUGCUCCAUUGCACAUCUGCAGCCUGUCUGGGGGAUGGGCCCCUCUCCCAGCAACCCUCACCCUCUCAUUUUCUACCAGAUGCUCUCAAUCCACCAGACUUCCAAGCCAAAGCCUGGCUGAGGAGUUGCCUUGUGGACCUUGAGAACUUCUGUUUUCAGCCCAGAAGCUCCAAAGUUUCUUGGCGCCUCUCGUACCCGGAGACCCUGUUGAUCCUUGUUACAUGCUGACAGCACGUUUUCUGUGGGUCCAGGAGUCUGGACAUGGCUUAAAUGGUCCUCUGCCCAGCGUCGCACAAGACUGCAAUCAAAAUGCCAGCUGCGCUGAAUUCUCAUUUGGAGAAUUAGCUGUAGAAUAAUCUUCUUGCAAGCUCAUCCAGUCCCCCCACCGUCCCCCACCGAAUCCGAGGUUGGUUGAAUUCACGGAUGUGGAACCUGAGGAAAAGGACAGCCGACCACGUAGUUCUUUCCAUAGUGGACUUGGACUUGACAAAAUGACAGCUUCAGAGGAGGGGUGUGCUUGUUGCUCCGCCCAGUCUCCACCUGGCUUUCUUCACUUUUUAUUUUCCGGCCUGACCUUGGAAACAUACAGUUAUGGUUUCACGCUGAUGCUUUUACAAAAAUGCUUCCUCUUCAAGAAGAUUUCCAGGAAGGACUUUCUGACAAAUACAGGUUUCUGACUUUCAGACCAUAACACUGAACUGGAAAGGGCCCCUGCACUGGACUGGUCUAUAGAGAGGGCUGCUGAUGUCAAAAUCACCUUAAAACAACACUCAAACAGAGGAGAAACUACACUCAUACCAGGAUAAGAAGAAGACAACAUUGGAAGUAGUCAGCUGCACCUGACUCGCUGCCAGACUCUUCACUUGAGGCUUUCAACCAUAUUCUCCUCUUGUCAAACAACUAAACUACACCUAUGCUUGAUGGAAAUUAAACAGCUGGUGCUCAGGAUACUACAAUUAGAAAGAGAGGGAAAGAGUCAACCCAAGGAAGCUGUUACAUGUGACUGCCGGUGAUGGGACCUGAUCUCCCUGUUUUACUUCUUUGACUUCAGGUGCAGGGAGCUGCCAAAGCCCCCGCAGUGGAACUGGGAGCUUUAGGAUCAGUUUAGGUCUGCCGUGGAUGCCAUAUGGACCAUGCUUGUUGGACACGUGGGACUUCAUGUCGGUGCUCCCAAGCCUUGGUGCCUCGUGGAUUUAUGCAUGUGACAGUGAAAAUAAAUUAAAACACCAUGAGACGGAACCUAAGAAGAACGGCCUGCAGGUAUUGAGGCGGGGCAGUGGGCUCAUCUGCCUGCAGCCGAGGCACCGGGUUUGAGGAUGCCCGGCAGCUUGUCGGAGCCUGGCACCUUCCAGGGCCCUGGCGCAACAGCAGCCUUGCGCACAGGGGUUCCCCCCGGGGGCCGCGUGCCCUGCCUGGGCCCCGCACGUGUGCCUGCCCUGCCCUCGGCCUCCCGCACACCCCCGCCGCGGCCUGGGCCCACGAACGCAGGUGCCACUCCAGGGCCUUCGCGCCGGCCGAGCUCGGGGCCCACUGCCGCAUGCAGCCCCUCCUUGCUGCUGGCCCGUGCUGCGUCCACUGCUGUGGGCCCGGGUGCCCUGGCCUCUGAGGAGGGCCUGCUGGCCUCAGGCUGCCCCUGGCCAGCAGGCCCCUCCGUGAGCCUCGGCUGCACGGCCCUCUGCGGGCUUGCCGAGAGCUCGCUCUGCUCCCCGAGGCGCUGCUUCUUCUGGCUGCCGGCUGAAAGCUCCUUUGGUUUCCUAACGUCGUGUUCCCUUUUGAUAUCCCAAGUUGGGUCUGGGCUUCUCGGGUUGUUAGGGUCGGAUGGUGGGGCUGGAUGUGAUGGAGAGAAUGGCGAGAGGACGUCCUCGAGGGAGACGCCUACUUGCGGCAGACCUGGGGGGGCAGCAGCGGGAGAGCUCCAGGAGCCGGAAUCGUCUGUGGGGCAGGAAGCGCAGGCGUCAGAGCUGUGCAGCACAUGCUUGUCACACUCCUGCCACCUCCCUCCACACCGGGAACGAGAGAAGGCGGCCAGGGGCCACUCCUCUCAAGGUCCCAGUCACUGCCACCCCCGCCCUCACUGCCAGGAGGGCAGCUGACCUUACCCCUGGGGGUUCUGUGUUCCUCGUCCUCCUUACACCACCCCUUCCCUCUUUGAGUGUGCAGGAAGGUGGUUACAAAGCUCAGGCCUAACCCAUCCCUUUGCCUUGGCCCCUUCUAACUUCCUGCAGUGUCAUCAGGUGUGCCAGCCCUGUGUGGAUAUCUGACUUGGGAGCACCUGAAUCAGUGGUUCUCAAACUCAAGGAUACAUGUGAAUCACCUGGGGCAGUUUUGAAAAAUACAGAUUCCUCAGUGGUCAGACCCAGAGAUUCCAGUAGGAUAGGGCCAAGGAAUUUCUCUGCAUUUUUAACAGGCACCCAGGUUAAUUCGGAAAAUGGUUGGGGGAGUAACUUUCUCAACCAUUAGGUGUCACUCAAGACAUAAUUCUUAGCUACCACCAGAUACAGAAUUUAGAUAAAUUCAUCUAUUAAAAGGUUCAUUAUUCCAUUCAGGGACAGAGGUGGUCAGCCAGGACAGGCUGGUGUGGAAGGAUUGGAACCCUUUUGUGAGGUUUUGCCUGCAGGUGUUAGAAAGUUUUGCAGAAACUUUGACUUCCUGGAUGGACACCCUUUAGGAGCUCCUUCCCAUAUAUAUAUAUAUAUAUAUAUAUAUAUAUAUAUAUAUAUAUAUAUAUAUAUAUCUCCAACUUUCCUUUGAGGUUAUAUUGUCAGAUUUGUGUUCCAAGAUUCAAACAGGUAAUAUGAAGCUGCCUAUUAGAUGUUCAAACUUUAUGGUUAAAACACAAAUUAUUUUAUUCUGCAAGAACCUGAUGUUGGUUGGAGACAAGAUGGCAGCGUAAAAGGACGUUGAGCUCGCUUCCUCUCACAAGCAUGCCAAAAGCACAACUAACUGCUAAACAACCAUUGAUAAAAAAGACUGGAAUCUACCAAAAAAACAAUCCAAAGACAUAAGAAGAAACCAAGAGAUGGUAGGAGGGGUGCACUCAUGAUAUAAUCAAAUCCCGUAUGACCCAGGUGGGUGACCCACAAACUGGAGAAUAAUUAUAUCACAAAAGUUCUCCCACCAGAGAGAGAGAGAGCUCUGAGCCCCAUGCCAGGCUCCCCAGCCUAGCGGUCUGGCAGGAGGAGGUGGAGUCCCCAGAGUAUUUGUCUUUGAAGGCCAGCAGGGCUUGAGUGCAGGAGCCCCACAGUCCUGGGGGAAACGAAGACUCCACUGUUGGCGUCCACACUGUACUCCACUGUUGGAGUCUUGUAUGCAACGGGACCCGGGGCAAAAGGAGUAACUCCAUAGGAGCUUGGGCCAGACCUACCUGCUGGUCUUGGCGAGCCUCCUGCCAAGGUGGGGGGCAGCUGUGGCCCUUGCUGGCGAUGGACACAGCAGGGACCUACGUGGACUCUGGCUGGAGGCAGAGACUUGGGGCCCUUGGCACCAAGACCUGGUCCCCCAAACAGCCUGUAGGCUCCAGCACUGGGAGGCCUCAGGGCAACCCACCAACAGGGUGGGAGCACAACCCCACCCAGCAGACAGACAACAGUCACCCAAGUCCAGGAAGCGCAGAGAGUCCCAUACAGGACUAACCCACGGAGGAACACGCUGAGACACAGAGCAAAGAGAAAAUAUUAAAAGCAAUAAGGGAAAAGCAAAACAUUACAUACAAGGGAGCCCCCAUAAGAUUAUCAGCUGAUUCUUCAGCAGAAACUCUGCAGGCCAGAAGGGAGUGGCAAGGCAUAUUUAAAGUGAUGAGAGGGGAAAAUCUACAACCAAGAUUACUCUACCCAGCAAGGAUCUCAUUCAGAUUGGAUGGAGAAAUUAAAAGCUUUACAGACAAGAAGACACUAAAAGAAUUCAGCACCACCAAACCAGCUUUACAACAGAUGCUAAAGAAACUUCUCUAAGUGGAAAAGACAAGGCCACAACUCGAAAAAAAGUAUGAAAUGGGAAAGUUCACUAAUAAGGUCAGGAAAUCGUCCACACACAAAUAUGAUACCAAAAUCAGUAAUUGUGAGACGAGGAGAGCACGAAUGCAGCAUACUUAAAAUGCACUUGAAAUUAAGAGAUCAGCAACUUAAACAAUCAUGCAUACAUACAGACUGCUAUAUCAAAACCUUACGGUAACCACAAACGAAGAGUCUAUAAUAGAUAUACACACACACACACAAGGAAUCCAAAGACAACACUAAAGAUAGUCAUCAAAUCACAAGAGAACAACAAAGGAAAAAAAAAGACCUACAAAAACAAAUCCAAACAAUUAAUAAAAUGGCAAUUAGAACAUACAUAUUGAUAAUUACCUUAAAUGUAAAUGGAUUAAAUGCUCCCACCAAAAGACAUAGACUGGCUGAAUGGAUACAAAAACAAGACAUGUAUAUAUGCUGUCUACAAGAGACCCACUUCAGACCUAGGGACACAUACAGACUGAAAGGGGAUGGAAAAAGAUAUUCCAUGCCAAUGGAAAUCAAAAGAAAGCUGGAGUAGCAAUACUCAUAUCUGACAAACUAGACUUUAAAAUAAAGACUGUUACAAGAGACAAGGAAGGACACUACAUAAUGAUCAAGGGAUCAAUCCAAGAAGAUAUAACAAUUGUAAAUAUAUAUGCGCCCAACAGAGGAUCACCUCAAUAUAUACGGCAAAUGUUAACAGACAUAGGAGAAAUUGACAGUAAUGCAGUAAUAGUGGGGGAUUUUAACACCCCACUUAAAUCAAUAGAUCAUCCAGACAGAAAAUCAAUAAGGAAACGCAGGCCUUAAAUGACACAUUAGACCAGAUGAACUAAAUUGAUACUUAAAGAACAUUCCAUGCUAAAGGAGAACAUAACAUUCUUCUCAAGUGCACAUGCAACAUUCUCCAGAGCAGAUCCCAUGCUGGGCCACAGAGGAAGUCUUGAUAAGUUUAAGAAAAUUGAAAUCAAAUGAAGCAUCUUUUCCAACCACAACACUAUGAGUUUAGAAAUUAAGUUGAAGAAAAAAAAUGCAAAAACCACAAACACAUGGAGGAUAAACAAUCUGCUACUAAAUAACCAAUGGCUCACUGAAGAAAUCAAAGAGGGAAUCAAAAAAUACCUACAGACAAAUGACAAUGAUCCAAGACCUAUGGGAGGCAGCAAAAGCAGUUCUAGGAGGGAAGUGUGCAGCAACACUCUUACCUCAAGACACAAACAUCUCAAACAACCUAACCUUACACCUAAAGGAGCUAGAGAAAGAAGAACAAACAAAACCCAAAGUUAGUAGAUGGAAAGAAGUCAUCAAGAUCAGAGCAGAAAUAAAGGAAACAAUAGCAAAGAUCAAUAAAACUAAAAGCUGGUUCUUUGAAAAGAUAAACAAAAUUGAUAAAUCUUUAGCCAGACUCAUCAAGAAAAAGGAUAGGACCCAAAUCAGUAAAAUGAGAAAUGAAAAUGGAGAAGUUACAGCAGACACCGCAGAAACACAAAGGCAUCCUAAGAGACUACUACAAGGAACUCUAUGCCAAUAAAAUGGACAACCUGGAAGAAAUGGACAAAUUCUUAGAAAGGGACACUCUCCCAAGACUGAACCAGGAAGAUACGAACAGACCAAUUACAAGUACUGAAAUUGAAUCUGUGAUUAAAGAACUCCCAACAAACAAAAGUCCAGGACCAGAUGGCUACACGGGCGAAUUCUACCAAACAUUUGGAGAAGAGGUAACUUACACCUAUCCUUCUGAAGCUAUUUCAAAGAAUUGCAGAGAAAGGAACACUUACAAACCCAUUCUAUGAGGCAACCAUCACCCUAAUACCAAAAUCAGACAAAGAGUCCACCAGAAAAAGAAAAUCAUAGGCCAAUAUCACUGAUGAGCAUAGACGUAAAAAUCCUCAACAAAAUCCACAAACUGAAUUCAACAUUAAACGGAUCAUACACCAUGAUCAAGUGGAAUUUAUCCCAGGGAUACAAGGAUUUUUCAAUACCCACGAAUCAGUGUGAUACACCACAUUAACAAAUUGAAGAAAAAAGCCCAGAUGAUCAUCUCAACAGAUGCAGAAAAAGCUUUUGAUAAAAUUCAACAUCCAUUUAUGAUUAAAAAACACUCCGGGCUUCCCUGGUAGCACAGUGGUUAAGAGUCCGCCUGCCGAUGCAGGGGACGCAGGUUCGUGCUCCGGUCCAGGAAGAUCCCACAUGCUGCGGAGUGGCUGGCCCCAUGAGCCAUGGCCGCUGAGCCUGCACAUCUGGAGCCUGUGCUCUGCAAUGGGAGAGGCCACAACAGUCAGAGGCCCAUGUUCCACAAAAAAACAAAAACAAAAAAAACCUCUCCAGAAACUGGGCAUAGACGGAACCUACCUCAACAUAAUAAAGGCCAUUUAUGACAGACACACAGCAAACAUCAUUCUCAAUGGUGAAAAACUGAAAGCAUUUUCUGUAAGAUCAGGAACAAGACAAGGUUGUCCUCUCUCACCACUUUUAUUCAACAUAGUUUUACAAGUCAUAGCCCCAGCCAUCAGAGAAGAAAAAGAAAUAAAGGGGAUCCAAAUUGGAAAAAAAGGAGUAAAACUGUCACUGUUUGCAGAUGACAUGAUACUAUAAUACCUAGAAAAUCCUAAAGAUGCUACCAGAAAACUACUAGAGCUCAUCAAUGUAUUUGGUAAAGUUGCAAGAUACAAAAUUAAUACACAGAAAUCUGUUGCACUUUUAUGCAUUAACAAUGAAAGAUAAGAAAGAGAAACUAAGGAAACAAUCCCACUUACCACUUCAUCAAAAAGAAUAAAAUACCUAGGAAUAAACCUAAGGAGGCAAAAGACCUGUACUCUGAAAACUAUAAGACACUGAUGAAAGAAACUGAAGAUGACCCAAACAGAUGGAAAGAUACACCGUGUUCUUGGACUGGAAGAAUCAACAUUGUCCAAAUGACUGUACUACCCAAGGCAAUCUACAGAUUCAGUGCAAUCCCUAUCAAAUUAGCAAUGGCAUUUUUCACAGAACUAGAACAAAAAAUUUUUAAAGUUGUAUGGAAACACAAAAGACCCCAAACAGUCAAAGCAAUCUUGAGAAAAAAAAAAAAAAAAAAAUGAGCUGGAGGAAUAAGGCUCCCUGACUUCACACUAAACUACAAAGCUACAGUAGUCAAAACAGUAUGAUACUGGCACAAAAACAGACACAUAGAUCAAUGGAACAGGAUAGAAAGCCCAGAAAUAAACCCAUGCACCUAUCAUCAAUUAAUCUAUGACAAAGGAGGCAAGAGUAUACAUUGGAGAAAAGACAGUCUCUUCAAUAAGUGGUGCUGGGAAAACUGGUCAGCUACAUGUAUUGCGUUGGCCAAAAUGUAUGUUUGGGUUCUUCCAUAAUCUUAUGGAAUUAUUACCUAAUUAAUUACCUAAUUAGUCUUACAGAAAAACCCAAACGAACUUCUUAGCCAACCCAAUAAAAGAAUGAAAUUAGAACAUUCUCUAACACCAUACACAAAAAUAAAUUCAAAUGGAUUAAAGACCUAAAUGUAAGACUGGAUACUAUAAAACUUCUAGAGGAAAACAUAGGCAGGACACUCUUCAACAUAAAUCGUGACACUAUCUUUUUGGAUCUGUCUCCUAGAGUAAUGAAAAUAAAAAGAAAAAUAAACAAAUGGGAACCAAUGAAACUUAAAAGCUUCUGCAUAGCAAAGGAAACUAUAAACAAGAAGACUACCUAUAGAAUGGGAGAAAACAUUUGAAAAUGAUGCAACCAACAAGGGAUUAAUUUCCAAAAUAUACAAACAGCUCAUACAGUUCAAUAUUAGAAAACCAAACAACCCAAUCAAAAAAUGGGCAGAAUAUCUAAAUAGACAUUUCUCCAAAGAAGACAUACAGAUGGCCAAUAGGCACAUGAAAAGAUGCUCAACAUCACUAACAGAGAAAUGCAGAUCAAAACUACAAUUCAGGGAUCACCUCACGCUGGUCAGAAUGGCCAUCAUCAAAAAGUCUACAAGCAGGGCCUCCCUGGUGGCGCAAGUGGUUGAGAGUCCGCCUGCCGAUGCAGGGGAUACG